CUAUCGUCGAAUCGAGCGGGGGACGUAUAUUUCGAGUGCUGUUAAGUGAUGAAAGAUGUCUUGAAAGGCACAAUGUUGUUGAAACAAUUUAUUUUAGUUAUCAGUUUAAUUGUCCACGUACGCGCCCAAUCGCACGCUUACGAUUACGGAUAUGCAACGAACGUAAAGCAGUACACGAGGCGCAUACAAUUAAAACAGGGAACUCUGCAAGGGGUCGUAGUCGAACCGCGCGUAAACCGUGUUUUACCCCCAGUGGAACAGUUCCUAGGCAUACCGUACGCGGCACCACCAACCCGCGAGCUACGCUUCAUGCCACCCGGAAGUGCGCCCUCGUGGUUUGGUACCAAAAUCGCGGACUCAUUUGGGCCAGUUUGCCCACAGAAGCUUCCCGAAAAAAGCACGAUGGGACCCGAGCGAGAGGAUUACUUUGCGAAAUUAGUGAAACAUCUUAUUCUAAAUCAAUCGGAAGAUUGCUUGUAUUUAAAUAUUUACGCCCCUGUUCAAGACGUUGACGUACCGAAACCGAUUUAUCCGGUGAUGGUUUAUUUGCACGGGGAAUCGUACGAAUGGAACUCGGGUAAUCCGUACGACGGAAGCGUAUUGGCAGCUUACGGAAAAGUCAUCGUUGUUACUAUCAACUUCAGACUUGGAGUUUUUGGAUUUCUCAGAACGGGUCUGGAUGAAACAGCUUCCAGCAACUUUGGUCUGGUUGAUCAAAUCGCUGCGUUGCUUUGGGUGCAAAACAACAUUGCAGCUUUUGGGGGCAACCCCAAUCUGGUGACACUAUUCGGUCAUGGAACUGGAGCGGUAUGCGCGAAUUUACUGCUGCUCUCUCCAAUGGUAAAUGGCGAUGGUAGUCACUCGCUAUUUAAAAGAGCAAUCCUCAUGGGCGGAACUGCCUUGGCAGAUUGGGCGUUUUCGAGUAAGCCGCGGUACGUGACCUAUCAAGUGGCAGGGUCACUGAACUGUCCCAGUUCUGAGGCUGAGCUAGCGAACUGUCUUAGAACAAGGAACACUAACGAAAUUGUCAACGCGUCAGUCUCGACGGAUUAUUACGCAACGAGAUUUGGGCCAAUUAUCGAUUCGCGCGUUGUCGCAGGAGAUCCCAGACAAAACUUGGCUAAGUAUAGUGAUCUGCUAAAAAGGUUUGAGCUGAUGUACGGAGUCACAGAAAUCGAAAGUGCGCACCUUCUGGGCCCUGUGGGUUUAACCCACGGUCUACUCGAGAAGGAACGAGACCAAGAGUUGAAACGCUACUUGCGCUUGCGAUGUGACUCUAAACCGGAGUUAUGUCUAACUCGUACUUUGGAAGAGUACAUUGGCAAGGUGCACGAUUUCCCAGUGCAAGACCAAGCGCGUGGGAGCUUCUCCGAGCACGGAGUAGACCGAGCCAAAUUAGCUAGAGAUAAGCUGCUUGAAAUACUAUCCGAUGCACGAUCAUUAGCACCUGUCGUACAGAUGGGAAAACUGCACUCCGUUGCGAAUCCCCAGUCGUACUUCUACGUCUUUGGACACUCACCUUCAUCUAAAGAGCACUUGAGAAACAAAAGCGUGCAAGGCGACGAACUACCCUAUGUUUUUGGAAUACCUUUAGACGGCCCAAAGUUUCAUUUCAAGGACCAUUAUACUCCAUAUGAAAGGCUACUAUCAGAAAUGAUGAUGACGUACUUCUCAAGUUUCGCCUACACAGGUGAUCCCAACGUGAACCGCCGCACAGAAUUUUACAAUCUCAGUCCAAUGGACUGGAUUCGUUUUGAAGUCGAGUGGCCCGAGUAUGAUAUUGAAAAUGAGGCUUACCUGUAUUUCGCACUUCCACCGCAAGUCAAAUUCCGCUACCGCGAUGAACAAGUCAAGUUUUGGAACGAAAAAUUACCCAACAUUAUGAAAGAGGGUCCAACCGUUCCCACUUACUACGAGAAUUGGAAGACGACAACCAAACCCCCAAAGGUCACCCCUCCAACACCGAAGACGUACCCCAAGCUUACCAAGAAACCAACGGUCGGUCCAACACUGACGGUCAUUGACCAGCCAGCCGUUGAGCCGCGUGUAACUGAGGAGACGGACGCUGAAGCGAAAAGUGGCAACGCUACCAAUCUUUUAGUUGUUGUAGGCUGCCUCUUUCUGCUUAUAAAUAUUUUUGUGUUUGCCGGUCUUUAUUAUAAGUGCGUGCGACUGAAGAACAAGGAGAAGAAGAGGAGGGAGGAGUACGGCAUGCCGCCCAUGGAAGGUAUUGCCGAAAAAUCAGCGAAGGUUUCUGAGGAUCUACCGGGCCUUGAUGGGUGUAACCUCAUGAGCAUUAUCGGUAAACCUCCGAAGAGCGAAGACGUUUACGAGGCGGUGAAACUGAGCGACGAUGGCUCGACCGGUAGAUUUAAAUUAAUGCGACAGAUGUCGUCAAGCACCAUCGAUCCGCAUACGAAAGUGCGCGAUUGGAUCGCCCACGAAAUUGUGCACAGAUGCAGCCCUCGGUAUCUGCGUCGUACGAGACAGCAGUUAGCAGACGAGCAUAAAGCGAAACAGAAGCAGUUGAGUUCGAAGCAAGUUUCCAGUGCGAUUGAUAGCAACUCGACACUUGGCCAGAGCCCAACGAGGCCCGUUAGUCCGGAGGAGCGAACUACGGAACGCAGCCACCAGCUUAAGCCCAGCGCGAUUCCAGUUUUGAAACCGGCGAUUGCACCUAAAAAGAUGGAGAAGGUGUCCAUUGCCAUUGACGCGACUCCAACUGGGCGGGGCAUCAGCAUUAUGCGGCAACAGCCAAUAGAGAUGUCUAAAUCUUUAGAUUAUCAGCACCUACCACCGGUCGCAGAACCGAUCCUAAGACGAUCGUUCACAAUGGACGACGUGAACCUUCCCAGUUCUGAUGGAAACUUACAUUGUUCGUCAACGAGCAUCAACCUUAAGCAGCCCCUGAAAAUUCACCACCAUCACUCAAGAUCGGACCCUAUCGACUUACCCGCAGACUUCUUCACGUCAGUGAAACCUUGCGAAAUUGUAGAUGAUGUUAAUGUAACAUCAAGAGAUGAAUCCGAAGAUAAAUUGGAGCCACUCACCGCGGACCAACAGCUCCUAUUAAUAAAACGUAGAAACUUCCCGAAAGUUUUACCAGAUUUUCCACGACCUUCAAAGGAGGUCAUCGCAAUUAAACGGCGGUCGAUGCCAGUACCGGGAAUACUAAACGUCCCAAUACCUGAGAUAUCUUCUUUUUCACAGCCAACUUCACCCAGCGGAAAGUUGGGGCGCCUACCUCCGGCCCCUCCCCCGCGCACAACGUCGGCCGGCGGGAAAACUCCAAACAUUCUGCGCGUUUGUGAUUCACCCGCUGCUUUAGCAGAAGAACCACCGGCACCAUCGGAGCCGGAGGUCACAUUCAACAACCUAUACAUAGGGCCGUUAGUGCCCUCCACGUUAAAAAAGCAAGACCCUUACAAGCAAAGCAUACAGCAAAUUUAUGAACCUCUCCGACCACCGAAACCGAAGGAAGUUCAAGAGAAGAAGGAGCCAAAGACCAUUAUAAGCGCAAAUACGCAAAACCUUCCCAAGAGACCAGAGCCGAAGGUAGUGAUAAAACCUACAAUCGCCAAAAAAUCGACUGAGCUACUAAAUAAGGUGGGGGCAAGGGUCGUCGCCCGAAAUAGCGCAGAUGAGAAAUACAACCAGUUGAAGGUCACCGCGCCAACCUUAACAAGGGAGGGUGAUCCCAAAAAGCCCAAACCUUCACAGAUACCGACCUUAGUUAAAGACGGCGAUAGUUCGCCUAACAAGGAAUCGAUCAGUUCCGAGUCCACUCCAUCGGAAGAAUCAGAUACGGGAACUGUCGUUAAGCGCGUUUAGUUAAACUUUUUCUAUUUAUUAACGGAAUCUCAUUAGGUAAUUUAUUUUUAUGCUUUAUUGAAUUUAGGUGUUACUGAAGCUGCCCUUAAUUACAGUAUUAGUUUGAUAGUCGACUGCGAAGAAUUUCUGUAACCACUCUCUGGUGGGUAAUAACUAGUUCAUUAUGUACUUCAAUUAGAAUUCUUACAGGAUGUAAGGAUUAUUCGCCCGAUCUAAAGUGGAGAAUUGAAAUUCCUUACACGGGUACCCUUUUCGAAACUUAUUCAAAACUUAGUUUAAGUACAUCAACUUAUUAUAUUUAAUCAUUUGUAUGAAGACAAAAUACAGUAUUAUAAU
Photinus pyralis (common eastern firefly) is the source of this 4167-nucleotide messenger RNA. RefSeq names its product neuroligin-4, Y-linked. Gene Ontology annotation, cellular component: postsynaptic membrane; cell surface; synapse. The transcript has 8 exons. Lineage: Eukaryota; Metazoa; Arthropoda; Insecta; Coleoptera; Lampyridae. The record is from RefSeq and is a predicted model, not a curated record. The coding region runs from base 49 to 3831 and encodes 1260 amino acids. Gene Ontology annotation, molecular function: signaling receptor activity; neurexin family protein binding. Gene Ontology annotation, biological process: synaptic vesicle endocytosis; postsynaptic membrane assembly; neuron cell-cell adhesion.